Nicotiana attenuata is the source of this 2321-nucleotide messenger RNA. Its product is annotated as vacuolar amino acid transporter 1-like. NCBI's taxonomy places the organism in Eukaryota, Viridiplantae, Streptophyta, Magnoliopsida, Solanales, Solanaceae. Gene Ontology annotation, cellular component: plasma membrane. Bases 370 to 2031 code for a protein of 553 amino acids. The record is from RefSeq and is a predicted model, not a curated record. The transcript is spliced from 13 exons.
AACCUUAUUAGUCAUGUGCAAUGUUAUGUAGGCGGCAGAGAAGUAAGGACUGUAUAAGUGGUCCAUCUAUAAUCUGUGUCAUCAUCAUCUUUGAGUAUUCAAAAACUCAGAAAACAAUAAUUUAACAAUCAAACAUCAGCAUAGCACAGCACAACAUUUAGCCUACUUUUAUUACUCCUUCUGUCUCCCUAUAAUUUCAAUAAAUACUUAUCACAUAAAUCUGAGUGUCUGCUGCUGAAUUUUUUUGUUAGUUUCAGUGGAAAAGCCUGCAGAAAAAGAGCUCCUUUUUUAGCAACUCUUUUGACAUUCAUAUCUCAGAAUUCCUCUCAGACUAUAAAAGUUUUUUGAGGGGUUGAAAGGAGACCGAAGAUGAAGAAUUCUGUCUCUGAACACAGUUUCUACAUAGAGAGUGACGACGAGGAUGAUCAUCAGGAGAAGCAAUUGGAUAAACCUGAAAAUGAAGAUGGGAAUGACUCUGAUUCUUCCAAUUACUCUAAUGAUGAUAAUAAUGAAAAUGAUUUCCCCGACAGCAAACCGAGUUCCUUCAACCCUCCUGCUUGGCCUCAAAGUUACAGGCAAUCUAUGGAUAUAUAUAGUAGUGUACCGUCUCCAAGUCUUACUUUCCUGGGGACACCUUCAUUAACACGUUUAGGCAGCUCGUUCCUUGGCUCAUCACUCACAAGGAGACACACUCCUGAAGUGUUGCCCUCUCUUCAUAAACCUCUCAUAGAAGAGGAGCAGGCUCCACAUGAGCGACGUAGCUCUCAUACUUUGCUGCCUCCUCUUCCGUCAAGGAGGUCUGCUAUUAAGAAAUUUCCUGAUGAGAAAUCGGUUGCACAUGAAUUUCCAGUUUCCCGUCAAAGUUCCUAUGGCCAAGGCGUGCUAAACGGUAUUAAUGUUCUAUGUGGAGUAGGAAUCCUUUCUACUCCUUAUGCUGUGAAGGAAGGUGGAUGGGCAGGGCUUUCUAUAUUAUUCAUCUUCGGUGUGCUUUCUUACUAUACUGGCAUUCUCCUCAGAUACUGUUUGGACAGCCAACCAGGGCUCGAGACUUAUCCGGAUAUUGGUCAGGCAGCCUUUGGUACAGUGGGAAGAAUUAUCAUAUCGAUAAUAUUAUACGUGGAAUUAUAUUCCUGUUGUGUUGAAUACAUAAUUUUGGAGGGCGAUAACCUGUCGGCUUUAUUUCCAAAUGCACAUUUAAGUUUGGGAGGGCUCCAAUUAGAUGCACGGCAUCUCUUUGCUUUGAUAACCACCUUAGCUGUUCUUCCUACUGUUUGGUUGCGUGACCUCACUGUUCUUAGUUACAUCUCAGCUGGAGGAGUUAUUGCUUCUGUAAUGGUCGUCAUUUGCUUGUACUGGCUUGGCUUAGUGGAUCAUGUUGGCACUCAAAGCGAACAAACUGUACUGAAUAUUUCUAGUCUUCCUGUUGCUAUUGGACUUUAUGGAUAUUGCUACUCCGGACAUGCAGUUUUUCCCAAUAUAUAUACAUCAUUGGAGAAACGCAGUCAGUUCCCCGCUGUCCUCUUAACCAGUUUCGGUAUUGUGACUGUGUUGUAUGCUGGAGCAGCUGUGAUGGGAUACAUGAUGUUUGGGGACUCAGCUGAAUCCCAGUUUACUCUAAACUUGCCCACAAAUUUAGUUGCCUCCAAAAUCGCUUUUUGGACCACAAUUGUUAAUCCAUUCACAAAAUAUGCUUUAACCAUGGCCCCUGUUGCUAUGAGUUUGGAGGAGUUGAUACCAUCGAACCACGCCAAAUCUCACAUGUACGGAGUCCUCAUUAGAACUGCAUUGGUGAUAUCCACAUUACUUGUGGCUCUUAAAGUUCCUUUUUUUGGAUUUGUGAUGGCAUUGAUUGGAUCAUUAUUUACAAUGCUAGUUACAUUGAUCCUACCUUGUGCUUGCUUCUUGAGAAUAUUGAAAGGAAAAACAAGUCCAAUUCAGGUAUCAGCAUGUAUACUUAUUAUCAUAAUUGGUGUUAUAUCAGCAGUUAUUGGAUCCUAUUCAGCACUCUCCAAAAUCAUCCAGAGUUUAUGAGUUCAAAUUUUGGUAAUACAAACAAUGGCUGCAUAUGUUUUCAAGUCUAUGGAUUAUACAAAAAUUCCAUUUUCUAUGCAGUAUGGUUGUCAGAGUGUUCUCCUUUUCUGAAUAAUUCUCAAGCUUGUGAUUUUGAUACAAUCAUUUUUUAUCUAGAGAAUAUGUUUGUUGCUUCAUUUUCUAUGUAGUAUGGUUCUUAGAGUUCCUUUUCUAACUCUCAUACGCCUUUUCUUUAUAUUAUGUAGUCGAACUUUCUUACUUAUUUGAUUGGAGCUUACUUAGUAUUGAAA